AUGAACUCCGUCCACAGCCUGAUAGACGCUCCAGCACCAGCCUCAGCCCAGGGCCCGACGCAGCUUGGAGCCCAGGCCGGGCUUCACCUCCACGACCACGCUCAGGAGCAGUCUCAGCCGCAUCACCAGCUGCACCGCCUAGCCUCGCCCACCCCGAUCCCGGUGUCGGCUUCGGGCCCGGCGCCGGGCCCCGUCGGCCUCUCGCUGUCUCCCUCGUCGGCGCCCCCGUCGGCGCCAACUCCUGUCCAUACCCCGAGGCCAGAUGAUCUGCAUCAGAGACAGCUGCCGCCGCCCUCUACGCCGUCCUUGGCGCAUUACGCCUCCAUUGCUUCGCCUCCUUUGAGACAGGAUACUGGCUCGUCAAUCUCAACUCAGGCCACCACGGCUACCCUGGCCUCUACAGAGACCAACAACACAUCGUACAGUGCCGACACCUCCCCUAACCUGCACCAGUCCAUUUUCUCCCUCAAGGAUGGCUCCGACGUCUCUAACAGCCGUCGAACCAGCAGGAGACGUACCGGCCCCCUAUCUCAACAGUCCAGAGAACGGGCCGCCCUGAUCAGAAAGCUAGGAGCCUGCGUCGACUGCCGCCGCAGGAGAGUUGCC
This is a messenger RNA of Trichoderma virens Gv29-8, 606 nucleotides long. RefSeq lists its product as uncharacterized. The record is from RefSeq and is a predicted model, not a curated record. Lineage: Eukaryota; Fungi; Ascomycota; Sordariomycetes; Hypocreales; Hypocreaceae. The transcript has a single exon. The annotation marks the transcript as partial.